Molecule: messenger RNA, 5290 nt
Organism: Salmo salar (Atlantic salmon)
Lineage: Eukaryota; Metazoa; Chordata; Actinopteri; Salmoniformes; Salmonidae
Product: dermatan-sulfate epimerase-like protein
Molecular function (GO): chondroitin-glucuronate 5-epimerase activity
Source: RefSeq, a predicted model, not a curated record
AGGUGUACAUUUUUCACUGACUGCUAGAAAACAAUAUCACACUGUAAUACAGUAAGUAGGACGGACACAUCAGACGCAGCAAGAUACAUACAUGUUCAACCGCAAUUGUUGUGUGAUGCAGUAUAUAUGCCGGAGUGGCAUAAGCGAGCGCAAAGCAGCUGAUUAGGCUGCAAUGAUUUUCCAGCCUGAACGUUUGUCUAUUUCUGGGAAUGUAUUUUUAAUUUUUUUAUUGACAAUGUUAUGUCUCUUUUGAAUACUUGGCAGUGACGACAACUUUCCCUUUUUAACUAGCCACUUAAUCUAACGUUCGUUGGUUUGGGAAAGAAGACAAACUGCGAAUAGGGGAGAAUACAUCAUUUUAGAAUGGAAAACGACUAAACCUUGGAUUGGGACAGUACAUCAUCGCGACAGCUCGCAAUGUUAAAUGCGGAAAUGCGCUAUUUUCUUUGGUUUGUGGAUAUUUCAGCUCGAUCGAGGAGAAUAAAAAGCCUUUGGGUGUCUGUGAUUGGACCGGACACGGACUGGGGCUGACUGAUGUUUUUCCAGGAGGAAAUGUUUUUUGGGGAGAGAUGAAAAGGAGUUUGCUGCUGCACGCAGCAGGAGAGAUACCAGUCACUCCAUGCGCCACACUCCAGUGAGGGUUGAAAACGUGCCGGCAAAAACGAACAGAUUCAUGGAUAAUUCUAUGUUUAAUUUUUCUAAAUUAUUUAUGUAAAAUUGUUGUUUGAUUGUACUUUUAUUUUAUGGGUUAGAACAGAUGUGCACACCUCCACAACUUUAUCUGGCUGCUGCGUUUUCAAAUCUUUCCAAGUGGAGAUGGACAUUGUGCGUUUUGUACGGUAUUGGACUGGAGUAGCCUAUACAGUAGACAGAACAUUAGUGCUGUCAAGCUCUGGCCUCCUGGCAAUUAUUCACGCUGACUGGUAUUGUAGAAUGCAUGUUAUUUUAUUGUGAAAGAAUAUAGUCUGUCGUUUUUUUUUUUAUAGAGAAUGUGAGAUUGAACUGUCAGAAAACACAUCUCAUAUAUAUUUGAAUAUGUCUCCAAAAUACAUUUCUGAAGUUUUUGAAAAAUACUUACGUUUGCCAUUCAGCUUCAAAAAAGAGAUGAUAAUAUAAACAACACAACAACAAGAUGUCUUGGACCAUGGCAAAAAAGUGGAUAGGGUGCUAUAUAUUUUUACUGGCACUCAUGGCAGUGGGAAUGGCUUUUUCGGGUGUAUUCAACGCGUCCGAAAAAUAUAUUUUUACGGAUGAUUUGGUGCCGCUCAAACUCACCCAGGGUAAAGCAUCAGAGCAUCGAAAACUUCAAUCUACCGAUUCUCACCCCAACCUGUAUUUCAACCAAGUUGAUGUACAGCUUAUGAGGCAAAGAUCAUCCAGCACACACAGCCACAUUUUCAAAGUAAUCAGAGCAGCGGUCUUGACCAUGCUGUCCAAUGUGCCCCUUUACAUGCCCCCUGCAAAACAUGAGGAGUUUACUAGCAAGUGGAAUGAGAUUUACGGGAACAACCUACCCCCCCUUGCUCUGUAUUGCCUGCUGUGCCCAGAGGACUCAGGUGCCCUGCAGUUUCUUAUGAAGUUUAUGGAUCGAAUGGCAAAUUACCCGGACUGGAAGGUGACCAGUGCGCCCAAUGAUGAGGUGCCCAUGGCACACUCACUUACUGGGUUUGCCACCGCAUAUGACUUUAUUUACUCGUUCCUGGACGAGCACCGACGGGAUGUUUACCUCAAGAGAAUUCUCUCUGAGACAGAGGAGCUGUAUGAAACAUCUAAGUAUAGGGGUUGGGGGAAGCAGUAUCUCCAAAAUCAUCAAACCACUAAUAUAUUAGCCAUCUUGACUGGGGCUAUUGUGGUCGGCACCCACGAUGACCCAGAAACAAUGGUUUGGAAACAGGUGUCAGUCAAUUAUAUGGAGAAGACCAUGUUUCUCCUAAACCACAUUGUGGACGGGUCACUAGAUGAGGGCGUGGCAUACGGGAGCUAUACAGCCAAGUCAAUCACGCAGUAUGUUUUCUUAGCGCAACGUCAUUUCAACAUUGACAACACACAGAACAACUGGCUGCGGGAACACUUCUGGUUCUACUAUGCCACUCUGCUGCCUGGCUUUCAGAGGACUGUGGGCAUAGCCGACUCCAACUACAACUGGUUCUAUGGCCCAGAGAGCCAGCUGGUGUUCCUAGACACAUUUGUUAUAAGAAACGGCACUGGGAACUGGCUAGCCCAGCAGAUUAGAAAGCACAGGCCCAAGGACGGUCCCAUGGGUCAGUCCUCUGCCCAGCGCUGGACUACCCUACACACUGAGUACAUCUGGUACAAUGCCCAUCUCGCGGCACAACCUCCCCAUGGCUUUGGCAAAGCCAGGAUGCAUAUUUUCUCCAACUGGGGUGUGGUGACGUACGGAGCCGGGCUGCCCAACAGUCAGGGAAACACAUUUGUCUCCUUUAAAUCCGGGAAGCUGGGUGGCCGUGCCGUGUAUGACAUCGUUCAUGCAAAGCCCUAUUCAUGGCUGGACGGCUGGAAUAGCUUCAACCCAGGCCAUGAGCACCCGGACCAAAACUCCUUCACUUUUGCCCCUAAUGGACAGGUAUUUGUGUCUGAAGCACUUUAUGGGCCUAAGUACAGUUAUCUGAACAAUGUGCUGGUGUUCGGCCCCUCUCCCAGCAGCCAGUGUAACGCUCCAUGGGAGGGCCAGCUGGGGGAGUGUGCUAAAUGGCUGCGCUGGACAGAUGAAGGGGUAGGGGAUGCUGCUGGGGAGCUGAUCGCUGCCUCCUCCCAUAGAGACACUAUGUUUGUAAGCGGGGAGGCAGCCCCAGCUUACUCUCCUGCCAUGCGGCUGAAGAGUGUGUACAGGGCACUGGUGCUGCUCGACUCCCAGACCUUGCUAGUACUGGACCAUGUUGAGAAGCUGGACGAUUCGCCCAUCACCUCGCAGAGUGCGUUCUUCCACAACCUCGACAUUGACUUUAAAUAUGUCCCCUAUAAAUUCAUGGACAAGUACAAUGGGGCGUUGAUGGAUGUGUGGGAUGCUCAUUAUAAAAUGUUCUGGUUUGACAGUCAGGGUCUCAGCCCAGAUACUAGGAUACAGGAGGCCGAGCAGGCUGCGGAGUUCAAAAAGAGGUGGACACAGUAUGUUAACGUCACUUUCCCCAUGAGGGGCACAGUAAGCCGAGUGGCCUAUGUGAUGCAUGGACCUUAUGUCAAAGUGUCCAACUGUCGAUUUCUGGACAGUAGCAAAAAUGGUGUCAGACUAUCUCUAGUUGUAAACAACACAGAGAAAAUAGUUUCAGUUGUUACAAACUAUAAAGACAUAGGAACAAGAUUAAGUUAUUUAGGAUUUGGGGGUUAUGCCAAAAUGGAGGACAGACAUCAGAUCAUUCGAUAUGGCCUGGGGACUCACCUGGUUCCGAAACAAAACACAGUGGACAAUCAGCUGUUUGAUUUUGGAUUCACAGUCAAUGUGAUAGCGGGGGUGAUACUUUGUGUUGCUAUUGUUUUUUUGACCCUGCAGAGAAAGUUCUAUGUGUGCUUCAGUAGACUGAUGCGCUAUGCUCUGUUCUCGGUGCUCAUACUGUGGAUAGCUGCGUUGUUGUUCGUGUCAAACACCUGCGAUCAACUCCUAUGUGGGGUCAAAUGGAAAGGUGUCAGCACUGACCCAGAGGUCAGCAAACAAAUCAGACUUUAUGAUCAGCAUCGCUUUGCCCUGCCAACCGUUGUCAUAACGACCCUGCCUGGCUCAGGAUCUGAAAUACUUAAGAACCUUUUUGACAACAGCUCCGACUUUGUUUACAUUCGGGUCCCCACGGAGCAUGUAGACAUUCCAGAGACCGAGUUCGAAUUUGACUCGCUGGUUGAUGCCUGUGAGUGGUCCAGAAUGGACGCCCUGCGUGGACGCUUUAAAAUCAUCCAGGGCUGGCUGCACUCUCUGGUCCACAACACCAAGCUGCACUUGCAGAACAUCCAGCUAGUGGAGAGUAGCAGGGCCAAGCUGCCCCAGAGAGCCCCAGGCCCCGGCAGUGACAGGAGGAAGAGGACCAGGAGGAAGGAGCCUGCCGCGGAGCUGAGGGGCAAGAUGAGGGGCAGCCUUGACCGGGAUGCUGAGUACGUCAGGGAGAUGAGGCGCCACGUCAGUGAGUACCCCAAUGCCCGAGUGGUCCUCAACAUGAGGAGUGGAAGCUGGGGGCUCAAACUCCCCUUCCUUCAGGAGGUGGUGGGCCCGUCCCUGAGGGCCAUCAAUGUAGUCAGAGACCCCCGGGCGUGGAUCUAUCUCAUGCUCUAUAACAGUAAGCCCAGCUUUUACUCCCUUAAAAACAUUCCUCAACACCUGUCCCUGAUAUUCAAGGAGGACGGUAACAGUAGCAGUACCAGGGACCGGUGCCCAGUCUCAGCCCCUGAGUUCAGAAUGAUCCGGAGGCUCUUGUCCCACUCGGAGGCCAGCGCCGUCCUCCUGCUGGCUCACCUGUGGCUGGCACACACUGCCGCAGUGCUCCGGGUUAGUGGGAGCCUCCAGGCAGAGGCCUACCUCCAGGUGAGGUUUGAGGACAUAGUCACUUUCCCCCAGGAGACAGCUGAAAGGAUCCACAGGUUCCUAGGGGUGCCGGUCACACCGGCGGCCCUCAACCAGCUCAUGUUCACCACCUCCACAAACUUGUACAACCUGAUGUACGAGGGGGACAUAUCACCAGCAAACAUUAACAUAUGGAGGCAGAACAUGCCUCGCAAGGACAUCAGACUGAUAGAGGACACAUGUGGGGUGGUCAUGAAAAGACUUGGGUACUCCAGGUUUAUCAGCUAGUUAAUGUUACUGCUGCAGGUCAGCUGAUAUCAAGUUGUCUUGUUUGUAGCUGUCAAUCUUUUACUUUAAUCAUCUCUAAUGUUGUAUUUUGCACUGACCGGUAAUGGAAGUGAUAUCAUCACUGAGUCACUGAUGGGAAGUAGUAACACGGGACAAAAACAAUUAUUUAAGCCCAAUUAUUUAACUGUGUUCUGGGUUUUACUCUGUUACAUUAUACGUGGGCGGUUCUACUCACACAUGAUACCUUGUGUUUGCAAGUGAGGGAUGUUUUACAUUAAAAUUAGUUGAAGGGGAACUUUAAAAGUGAAAGUAUUUGAUUGUGUUUUCUCCCUAUUAUCCCUGGACAAUUACUUUAAACACUCUUUGCUGGAGUGAGAUUUCCACCCUUUGAUGUGUUGUCUCUUAAAAAGUCUCCCAAAAAACGGCAAUGUCUAAACAGAUUAUUUUUGUAAAGCUGUUUGGAGCUUAGAAAUACAAUAUGUUCCUAGUGCUUAAUUG